AUGUUCCUUGGACUUGCAGCGAUGUUCGCACUCAUCAUCUGGGCGCCAUCCGUGUUCGGCGUUCCCGCGGGACAGAAGGAUGGGCUGAACCCCUAUGCGGAUGGGAGGACCCUCAGCGCGAAUGGAGACAAGUUCAAGAUUGUCCUCUUCUCUGAUCUUCACUAUGGCGAGCGGGGCACGAACAAUUCCUGGGUCAAGUGGGCUGACGAGGCCGAUGCCAAGAGCACCGAAGUAAUGCGCAAGGCGCUCGCUGACGAGCACCCCGACUUUGUCGUCUACGGUGGAGACCAAGUCACGGGCGAGAACACUUUCUACAACGUGACCGGCCACCAGAACCACCUUCUGCAGCCCGUGCUCGAGACCAAGACACGCUUCUGCAGCAUCUUCGGAAACCACGACGAGAGCUACAACGUGAGCCACAUCAGCUCGUAUCUGCACGAGAAGGACGUCGCGCCCGAGCUCUCCUGGACGCAGCGUGUUGUCGAAAGCGCCGCGGACCCCAAGGGGCAGUUCAACUACUUCAUCCCCCUCUGGGCCGACAAGAGCCAGGCACCCGCCGCCGUGCUCUGGUUCUUCGAUUCGCGCAGCGGAGUGCACUACUCUGGCGAGUUUGGGAUCAAGAAUGAGCCGUGGCUUGCACUGGAUUGGGUCGACCCACAGGCCGCGACAUGGAUCAACAACACGGCCGACGCCAUGCGCAAAGAGUGGGGCACACUUCCGCCCGCCCUCGUGUUCGUGCACAUCCCGCCCGUCCUCGCCACGCCUAUCUCGAAGGAAGUCGCGGAGCGUCCGGACGACUUCCCGGGAAUCAACUUUGACCCCAAGCCUGACACGCAGGGUGAUGCCAAGGGCAAGUUCUGGCACCGCACCGACCCCAGCCACCCCUGGUGGGCGGCUGUGAGCGGCACACUCGGCGCCGACGAUGGCCUCCUCGGCGUCAUCUCGGGCCACGAUCACGGAGACGACUGGUGCGGCCGCGCCGAGUCUGCAGGCCCGUACACAUUCUGCUAUGCGCGGCACACGGGCUACGGAGGGUACGGCACUUGGGCGCGUGGCUCGCGUGUGUUCGAGUUUAGCACUAAGGGUGGUGCUCUCGACGGCCUCCGGACCUGGAUCAGGAUGGAGGACCACAGUGCCGCGAACACGACGACGCUCGCUGAAGGCGGAAAGGCGGUGCUGAGAAACUCGAGGGAUGCGCCGUGA
Messenger RNA from Trichosporon asahii var. asahii CBS 2479, 1203 nucleotides. RefSeq names its product calcineurin-like phosphoesterase. Gene Ontology annotation, molecular function: hydrolase activity, acting on ester bonds. The transcript is spliced from 3 exons. Gene Ontology annotation, cellular component: cytoplasm. The record is from RefSeq and is a predicted model, not a curated record. Bases 1 to 1203 code for a protein of 400 amino acids. NCBI's taxonomy places the organism in Eukaryota, Fungi, Basidiomycota, Tremellomycetes, Trichosporonales, Trichosporonaceae.